AUGGGGGACAUAAAUCAACAGCUUCUUGAGGCAGCAUUGAAGGGUAAAAUCAAAGAUAUAAAACGACUGCUAAAACAGGAUUCUAACAUAAACCACACAGACCAAGAUGGAAACACACCCUUACACUUAGCGGUCCAGUAUGGCCAUGAGAAUGUCGUGGAGUAUCUCAUACAUCAAGGUGCUGAUGUGGAGAAGGCGACUCCAGAUGGACAAACACCCUUACAUCUGGCUGCAUCACUCGGACGUCUUAAAGCAACAAAAUAUAUACUAAUUCAUGGAGCAAAUAUGGACAAAGAAGACAAGGACGGCUACACUGCAUUAAACAGCGCUGCAAGGAAUGGCCAUAUUAAUGUAAUGCACUAUUUUAUCCGUCAAGGAGCUGAGGUGAAUAGGGGAGAUAAAGACGGCGUAAAUGCAUUACACACUGCUGCUGAGAUGGGUCGUCUUAAUGUCACCAAAUAUCUCAUCAGUCAAGGAGCUGAGGUGAAUAGGAGAGAUAAUGAAGGUUGGACUGCAUUUCACGGUGCUGCUCAGGAGGGUCACCUUGAUGUCACCAAAUAUCUCGUCAGCCAAGGAGCUAAGAUGAAUAAGGGAGAUUAUAACGGCAGAACUGCAUUACACGUUGCUGCUUUUAACGGUCAUCUUCAUGUAACCGAAUACCUCAUUAGCCAAGGAGCUGAGGUGAAUAGGGGAAAUAAAGACGGCGUGAAUGCAUUACACUCUGCUGUUCAAAAUGGUCACCUUGAUGUCACCAAAUAUCUC
This is a messenger RNA of Strongylocentrotus purpuratus (purple sea urchin), 762 nucleotides long. RefSeq names its product serine/threonine-protein phosphatase 6 regulatory ankyrin repeat subunit B-like. The transcript has a single exon. NCBI's taxonomy places the organism in Eukaryota, Metazoa, Echinodermata, Echinoidea, Camarodonta, Strongylocentrotidae. Gene Ontology annotation, molecular function: protein binding. The record is from RefSeq and is a predicted model, not a curated record. The annotation marks the transcript as partial.